Messenger RNA from Pyrgilauda ruficollis (rufous-necked snowfinch), 1022 nucleotides. It is a transcript of the gene NRIP2, whose product is annotated as nuclear receptor interacting protein 2. NCBI's taxonomy places the organism in Eukaryota, Metazoa, Chordata, Aves, Passeriformes, Passeridae. Gene Ontology annotation, biological process: proteolysis. Bases 202 to 966 code for a protein of 254 amino acids. Gene Ontology annotation, molecular function: aspartic-type endopeptidase activity. The record is from RefSeq and is a predicted model, not a curated record. The transcript has 6 exons.
CCGAGACACUUCAGAGAUGGGUGAGUUAUAACUAAGAGAGCAGGAGCAAAGGCACAGAAAGGAAGAGAAGGAGAGCCGCGAGGAAGGGAAAGGGAAAGGAGAUCAGAGACUGAGUCAGCUUCCAGAGGGCAAACACCAGGAGACGAGUUCAGGGAACACCCCAGCACAUCAAGAAGGACCUGUUCUGUCUGAAUCUUCACCAUGAGCACGAGGAAGAGCUGCCCCCUGCCACUGGGGCAAGGAGACCAGGAGGAGAAGCAGAGUGAGGGUACUCCCGACCUGGAGCGACAGGAGUGUGAGAUGGAGCUGAGGAACAAAGCUAUUCUGCAACAGAAGAGGCGCCUCAAACAGGCCACCCAGUUUGUGCACAAGGACUCUGCUGAUCUGCUGCCCCUGGAUGGCUUGACAAGGCUUGGCACCUCCAAGGAUCUGCAGCCUCAUAGUGUGGUCCAGCGGCGCCUCUUGGAAGGCAACCUGAACAAGCUGCGGGGCGAGGCCAGGGGUCAGUCUGCACGGGUUCAAUCUCCACUGGCAAAAGACCAGGAUGAAAAGAUGGAAAAGGGAGAGGACAGGAGAAAAGAGACUUCACCCCUGCUAAUACAGUGCCAGUGCCAAGGUCAGGUAUUGAAAGCAACUGUUAAUACUGGGUGUCUACCAAACCUCAUCUCCAAGAGGUGUUUAAACCAGCUGGGGCUGGAAGAAGUGUCUGCCAUGGACUGUGGAGACCUCUCUCUUCCCAUCCCCAGCGUUGUUGGUCGAGUAGAACAUUUGGAAUUGCAAUUUGGCCAGGAGACAGUGUUGUGUUCAGCACUGGUUGUAGAUGAUGAAAUGCUGGAGUUUUGCAUUGGCCUCCAGACACUGUUGUCUCUUAAGUGUUGCAUCGACUUGGAGGAAGGAGUCCUGAGAUUUAAAGCACUCAGUGAGGAGCUGCCUUUUCUACAUGCCUCUGAAGAGCCUGGUCAGUGACUGGCUGCAUUCCCCAUGUCUGGAGACUUGCUGCCAUGAGAGAGAUGAGGGUGAGG